This is a messenger RNA of Hemicordylus capensis (graceful crag lizard), 3064 nucleotides long. RefSeq names its product cyclic nucleotide gated channel subunit alpha 3 (gene CNGA3). The transcript is spliced from 8 exons. Gene Ontology annotation, biological process: monoatomic cation transmembrane transport; potassium ion transport. The coding region runs from base 359 to 2539 and encodes 726 amino acids. Gene Ontology annotation, molecular function: cGMP binding; intracellularly cAMP-activated cation channel activity; voltage-gated potassium channel activity. The record is from RefSeq and is a predicted model, not a curated record. Gene Ontology annotation, cellular component: intracellular cyclic nucleotide activated cation channel complex; plasma membrane. NCBI's taxonomy places the organism in Eukaryota, Metazoa, Chordata, Lepidosauria, Squamata, Cordylidae.
UCUCUGCACCCACUCAGCCAACUCCCCUGCCUCUCUGCAGUCUCACUGGAGUCAAGAGGGUGGUAAAAGUAUUUGGCAAUUUGUCACACACAGCACAAGCCAUACAGUGCCUGAUUACAUUUUCAAUUUGUUUGUCCAUACCUAGCCACCAGAAACUUUCUCUGAUUUGCCUUUUAGUCAAGAUCAUGCCCAGGUGAACUUUGUGGGCAAUGUUGAUCACUUCUGCUUGUAAGGAGGUUGGCCCCACCAAACAAUCAGUCCUCUGCUCCAGCUCUUUGAGAAGGGACAGCUCACUCACUACGUGCAUUAAUGGUUGAACAUGUUCAGAUACCACUUGGAUAUUGAUAUGUAAAACAACAUGGCUAAAGUUGACACCUAUCACUCCUGCCCUGCUGUGCACAGACUGUCUGUGAAGACCAUUGAUGAUGACACUGAUCAACUUGAAAAUGGAUUUACCGGGACCCACUCGCUGUGUGAGGAGGACACGUCUUCAGAAUUGCACAGAGUCAUUUCCAUGGAGACAGGCGGCCUGUCUGAAUCCCAAAGGAGCUCAUUCGCAGGCAGUGGAGCCAUGGCUAGGUUAUCACGGUUCAUCUUAUCACUGCGAUCCUGGGCCAGGAGGCACUUGCAUCAUGAAGACCAAAGACCAGAUUCUUUCCUUGAGCGUAUCCGAGGGCCGGAGCUCAAAGACGUUUCCAGUAGAGACAGCAAUGCUCAGUCCAACUAUGAAGACACAGGCAGGCUGAAAAAAAAGAAGGAAGACAAGAAAGAGGUUAAGGAGGAGAAAAAGGAGGAGGAAAAGAAAGAGGAGAAAAAGGAGGAGGAAAAGAAAGAGGAGAAAAAAGAGGAGAAAAAGGAGGAAAAGAAAGAGGAAAAGAAAGAUGACAAAAAAGAUGACAAGAAGAAGGAAGAAGAGAAAAAGAAAGAUAUCUUUGUGAUGGAUCCUUCCAGUGAGCUGUACUACAGGUGGCUAACAAUAAUUGCAACACCCGUAUUCUAUAACUGGUGUUUGCUAGUGUGUAGAGCCUGUUUUGAUGAGCUUCAAAUGAAACACAUUACACUAUGGCUGAUCUUGGACUAUUCCUCUGAUCUUAUUUAUGUUGUGGACACAUUGGUCAGAUUUAGGACAGGUUUCCUUGAACAAGGACUAUUAGUUCGAGAUGAAAAGAAACUAAGACUAAACUAUCAAACAACGUCACAGUUCAAACUGGAUUUGCUGUCUCUUUUCCCAACAGAUCUGGGUUUUUUAAAAUUUGGAUUGAACUAUCCUGAGCUGCGGUUUAACCGCUUGCUGAGGCUUGCCAGGCUAUUUGAGUUUUUUGACCGUACAGAAACAAGAACCAACUACCCAAACAUGUUUCGUAUUGGGAACCUUGUCUUGUAUAUUCUUAUCAUUAUCCACUGGAAUGCAUGUAUAUACUUUGCUAUUUCGAAGCAGAUUGGAUUUGGAACAGACACAUGGGUCUAUCCCAACCUAUCCCAUCCAGAACACGGACGUCUAGCCAGAAAAUAUAUUUAUUGCUUAUAUUGGUCAACAUUGACCCUAACAACUAUCGGAGAAACUCCACCUCCAGUGAAAGAUGGAGAAUAUCUGUUUGUGGUCAUUGACUUUCUUGUGGGUGUACUCAUUUUUGCUACCAUUGUUGGUAAUGUAGGCUCUAUGAUUUCAAAUAUGAAUGCUUCAAGAGCAGAAUUCCAGGCCAAAGUUGAUUCUAUCAAACAAUACCUGCAAUUCCGAAAGGUCACUAAAGACUUGGAAGCAAGGGUUAUUAAAUGGUUUGAUUACCUGUGGACCAACAAGAAAACUGUGGAAGAGAAAGAAGUUCUUAAGUAUCUUCCUGACAAACUGAAGGCUGAAAUUGCCAUAAAUGUCCACUUGGACACACUAAGGAAAGUGCGUAUCUUCCAGGAUUGUGAAGCUGGGCUCCUUAUUGAGUUGGUGUUGAAGCUAAGGCCUACAGUCUUCAGUCCUGGGGAUUAUAUUUGUAAGAAAGGUGAUAUUGGGAGAGAAAUGUAUAUUAUCAAAGAAGGGAAAUUGGCUGUUGUGGCUGAUGAUGGCGUGACACAGUUUGUGGUCCUAAGUGAUGGCAGUUACUUUGGUGAAAUCAGCAUCUUAAAUAUCAAGGGCAGCAAAUCUGGUAACAGGAGAACAGCCAACAUCAGGAGCAUAGGGUAUUCUGAUCUGUUUUGUUUGUCUAAGGAUGACCUGAUGGAAGCUCUCACAGAGUAUCCAGAUGCCAAAAAGGCACUGGAAGAGAAAGGGCGGCAAAUUUUGAUGAAAGACAACUUAAUUGACGAGGAAGCAGCAAAAGCAGGGGCUGAUCCCAAAGACUUGGAAGAAAAAAUAGACAAACUUGAGAUGGCUCUAGACACUCUCCAGACCCGGUUUGCUAGACUUUUAGCAGAAUUCACUGCUUCUCAAUCCAAAGUUAAGCAGAGAAUUGCAAAAGUGGAGACCAAAGUGAAGAAAUAUGGAAGUGGUAGCUUGUCGGAUGUGGGAGAUGAAGCUGAAAAGCCAGAGGAACAGAAAAAGAAUUAAUCAUGUUGUCUUCAUUCAGCACAGACUAUUGCAUCCCAAAAUAUAUUUACAUGUGGAAAUAUGUACACAUGGUUAUUUUUAUAUGGGCCACAAGGGAUGAGUUUAUAGAGUUUUUAACUGAAGCAAUUAUCUUCUAAAUAGGAAAUUCUUACGUUUGAUAUUUUUAGAAAGAUAUGUUCAUUUUGUACUGGUAUGUUUUCUUAUGAGUUAUGAUCAGAUCUCCUUGAUGGUAGCUUUGUAGGUCUGACCACAUUUGUUGUCACUUUCCACCAUGUAUUUGGUGCUUUGUGUAAACUAAUAGUGAGUGGAUUGAUGCAACAGAUCCAUAUAUAUGUAUCUAACAAUGCUACUUGCACAUACACUACCUUGAAAUCUUAGGAGCCUCCCAAUGAAUAUAAUUUGUGAGCUGUCACAGUAGUUCAUUCUGCUGACUUUAAAAGAACUAGUUUUUCUUUUUAAAAGAAUCUAUGGAGUACUUGCAGACGAUUGCACUGUGAAAUGAAGUAUCUAUGUACUUACAUGACA